AUCUUGCAACAGUGCAUUGCAGUUCAUGGACGGUGGAUAGACAUCACGUUUAAGUAGCGGAAGGAGGAAGUGGAUACCUCGCGGGUAGCAGUGACGACGAGCUAAUGUCGGGAUAUUUCAACGUACGAAGGAGAUGCGCGUGUCAGGAGACCGCGGGGCAAUGAUUAAUGACGAAUCAGUUGGGACGCGGGUGAUGAGUCGCGCAAAAUGAGGAAGUCUUGUAACGCCACGGUGGAGGCCCGAACAACGGAAUGCCUCGAAGUCACGAGACGUCUGCAUAAGAGUGUGACAGAGAUUGUCAAGAAAUUGGAUGAACAGAAAAAUCGAGCUUUAACAGUAAGCGAUAUAUUUGUUCCAUCUGUGAAAGUUCUACGCAUGCGGCUUAAGGAUUAUUGCCAGAGAUUGAUAUUGAAAGACCCCGUUGGAAAUGGGUACAAAAUAGAGGAAUUGCUUUGGAGAAAGGCAUUCUAUGAUGUCGUAUAUGCAGCCAAAAAGUUGCGAAAGGCUAACAUCUGGAAUGAUGAAGAAAAGGCUUUGUUGGCAGUUCAUUUGGAAGUGGGUGUGGGAUAUUAUCAUCAUCUGAUAUUGAAACUACAGUUUGAGUAUGAUCUAGACCUUGUCGGUGUUGUUGAUUUCGCAUUUAUUCAUAGCGAGAAUAUUUUAUCAUAUGUGAGAGCUAAGACGGGGCAAUCUAAAACUUAUGCCAAAGAAGUCAAACUAUCUGUUAUACGUUUGAUCCAUCGAAGCUUGGUAUGCCUUGGAGACCUGAGCAGGUACAAAUUAGAAUUAGAUUCAAAUUGGGAUCCAAUGAUAGCAAACAGAUAUUAUAAGAUGGCUAUAGCCAUUGACCCGAAUAUUGGCAUGCCUCACAACCAACUUGGUUCUAUAGCGGGCAACAAAAAUUAUGGAUUAGAUGGAGUCCAUCAUUACAUGAGAAGUGUUUUAUGUUCUGAGCCAUUUGAAGGAGCAGAGGGAAAUUUGAAGAGAAGUGUGGUAAAUCACUCCAUUUGUACAGACGAGAACAAUUCUGUUCAUCAUUGUAUAUCACGAUUAUUCUCUUUAUUACGUUUAUGGGAUUACGAAAAUCCAAAUUCCGACAGAAUAAAUCAGGAAUGUCAGGAUCUUUUAACUGACUUAGAGAAUUGCUUGACAAUGAAACAAAUUGAAUCACAUAACGCAAAUUCUCUUGAAAAUGUGGAUAGUAUAGAAACAUAUCUUCAAAAUUGCAAAAACAAACCAAUGCUUUAUCUAACAGAUGACAUGGUGUUUAAAAUUACGACAAUAUGCUUAAUGUCAAUUUCUAGAUUAAAGAGCAAAGAAUCCAGUGAAGUACAGGGUGUUGUUGCUAUAACUUUAGCAAUAUUAUCGCAAUUACUGCAGAUUACAAUAACAAGAUUACAGGAAAUGGUCACAGAUAUAGCAGUGUCUGCUGUAGAAGCAACUGCGAAAACAGAGACUUAUUCCGCAAAAUUGAAAAAUGGACAGGAACGUCGAACGUCAUGUGAACAAGAAAACAACGGAGAUUGUUUAGAGAAUGAAAACUCCGCUGUGAACAAAGACAAUAAUGUACUCAAUUUGAACAAAAACGACAAAGCAAAAUCGCUGGAUAACGGAGUAGUGAAUGAAUCCAGUGUCAAAAAAGCUCGCGACAAAUCGAAGAGUCUUCUCAGCAAACUCCGUAGACGAAAGAGAAGGACCAGUUCUGAUUCGGACGCGAGCGAUUUAGAUCAGUCGACAUUGGCAUCGUCCAGUGACGAGAUUAACUCGGACGUGUCCGAGACGGAAGGGGACGGUGCGAUAUCAGACGACGCUUUAUCGGACGACAAUACGGACGAUGAAGAAUCAUUGCUUGGGAACAAAGUCCAAACAAAAAACACAACAAAGGAAGAGAUAAACGGCCAUGUCAGCGACGUUGCCGGUAAAACAAAGAAUUGCGAGAAUAACAAUGUCAAUCACGUCAAUGGCGAGCAGCACACGAUUGAUCAGACGGAUUUGAAGGAUGUUGAUAAUAAGGAUUCUGUAACGAAUUCCAGCAGCACUGUCACGAUCACGACCAACACAGACUCGAUCAGCACUUUCGAAGAAAGCAAUGGUGAUUUAUGCGCCGCAAACGGUGUCGUUCCUCACGUGACACAAUUGAAGAAGCAGAACUUAAAGCCGGACGAUAUUUUGAGCUUGUUGGUCGACAAGGAGAUCCUCACGUCCGUCAAGGUGUGCUGCGACUGGCUGCGGAGUAAUCCCGAUAUUAUGAGAAUAUGCGCCAAGAGUUCGCGAACGUUGCUGAAGCGUAUUACGAUUCUAUUGAAUUUGAUCGACAUAGACGCGGAGGCAUUCGUACGGAAAACCGGCGAUUCCACGAUCUUGUCGAGCGCCGAGAGGCUGAAGGAGUGCGUGAAAACAGUGCCUCUACCAGAGGACAUUGACCUCAGGGGGCUGAAUUUGCUGGAGGAUGCUCACAAGUCUCUCGAUUGGCACAUACUGCACAAACACAAAAUGAACAAAUGGGAGGAGACGCUACUGAGAGUGUUGAAGCUGAUCGAGUUCGGACAUCAUCUCAGUUCCGUCGAGAAUUCCGGCGUGCGGUACGAUCAGACUGAACAGUUGUUCCUGGUAACGAAUUCGAGUCCGUCAAACGCUCCGAAGGCGACGGGUCUGGAUGAGAAGAACUUUGGACCGGAUCACUCGAAAAGAAAGCUUAUGAGACACAUGGGCAAACUGUGGUUGAAAGCUGAGGUUCGAGCUCUGGAGAAUCAGUUAUGUUGUCGCUUUAUAUCGCCGUACCUUGUACCUGAUCAUGAAGCUUUAGCCAAGCACAUGCCGGCCCUUAAACGCUUAGUGUCCGCGAAGAAGUUUAUAGUAGUGAUUCCCGCGGUUGUUGUCUCUGCCUUGGAUGAGGUGAAACGUGUAAGUGCGCAGGCGAGAGAAGCGACGCGAUGGCUGGAAUCACAAUUUAGAGGCGGUUCAAGAUUCUUACGGGCGCAGAGACCUAACGAACGUUUAGCGCUCCCGUUAAUAAAAGGACCAAGACCCAAGGACAAGGAGGCGCGGUUGUUUUUUCAGAUAAUAGAGUGUUGUAAUUUCCUUACCCAGCAAGCGAAGGUCGGUUUUACCGGUGAUGGAGACGCACCAGUCGUGACGCUUUUAACUGGCAGCGAUCCGAACGACAGGAAAGCUCUGACUUUUAGUCCCGAUGGAUUAGCGAAAAGUGCAGGUGUUAAUCUCGAGCAUAUAGAAUCAUUUCAAAUGAAGUGGAAAUCGUCUAUUAAAAGCCACGGUUGAGCGGAACACAUCAUUUCUAUGUGGUCAUCUGCUGCUAAUCUCAUUGGGUGAUGCCAUUCAUUGUUUUGGGUGUCGCGCAUCCAGAUUCUCAGCUCAUCGGAGAACAAACAUGGGAAGAGGGUUGGAAACCCGCGCAUACGAAAUGGAAAAUGAACAGAGUUGUACUGCGAUAAAAAUCAGUGCCGAUAAAAUGUUCUUUUCCACUGCACGCAACGGAACUCUGAGUAAUAGAACUAUGUUUUUUUUCUCCUCUUUUUAACUAUUCAUAUUGCCAUUUAUGUUUAAAAGAAUUGUAUUUUUAAGUAAAUGUUUUUAAAUAAUUAGA
Messenger RNA from Linepithema humile (Argentine ant), 3604 nucleotides. RefSeq names its product Smg5 nonsense mediated mRNA decay factor (gene Smg5). Gene Ontology annotation, biological process: nuclear-transcribed mRNA catabolic process, nonsense-mediated decay. The record is from RefSeq and is a predicted model, not a curated record. Gene Ontology annotation, cellular component: telomerase holoenzyme complex. Lineage: Eukaryota; Metazoa; Arthropoda; Insecta; Hymenoptera; Formicidae. Gene Ontology annotation, molecular function: telomeric repeat DNA binding; protein binding; telomerase RNA binding.